AUGAAAGUAUCUACCAUUGGACUGAUUUGUUUGUUUGGCUUUUUGAUUCAAAUUAAUUCUGUUGUUUCAAAAUUGAAUUUAGAAGAUACUGCAUUCAAAAAUCAGUUAAAUGAUUAUGAUGUUAAAAAGAAAGUUAUAUUAACACCGGAUGCUCCAAAACCCAUAGGACCCUACAAUCAAGCUGUUCAAAUUAAUUACAUGAUUUAUUUAAGUGGCCAGAUUGGAAUUAACCCAGCAACAGGUCAACUUGUAUCAGACGACGUCCGAAAUCAAACGCAACAAGCAUUUAUUAAUAUUAAAGCUGUCUUAAAUGCAGCUGGAGCUGAUUUAAAUCAGAUAGCACGAUGUCUUGUUCUAUUAACCGAUAUGAACGAUUUUCAAUCAGUAAAUCAAAUCUAUGCAUCCUUCUUCCCUUCACCAGAAGAUUAUCCUGCUCGCUCGACUGUUGCGGUUAAAACGUUACCAGCUAAUGCUAAAGUGGAAAUUGAAUGUACUGCUUAUACAAUAAAGGAAUAA
Messenger RNA from Rotaria socialis, 516 nucleotides. The record is from the annotation of a GenBank genome assembly. NCBI's taxonomy places the organism in Eukaryota, Metazoa, Rotifera, Eurotatoria, Philodinida, Philodinidae.